Molecule: messenger RNA, 1368 nt
Organism: Condylura cristata (star-nosed mole)
Lineage: Eukaryota; Metazoa; Chordata; Mammalia; Eulipotyphla; Talpidae
Gene: FAM124B
Product: family with sequence similarity 124B
Exons: 2
Coding region: 1-1368 (455 amino acids)
Cellular component (GO): nucleoplasm
Source: RefSeq, a predicted model, not a curated record
AUGGAGGAGGUGCCCGAGCCCCUGGCCAUGACCGUCCACCUGCUUGCCAGCGCCGGGCACGGUGCGCUCCUGCAGCAGACGCUGGACCAGCUCCUGCGCUGCAUCUGCCCACAGGUCCGGCCCUUCCUGGUGUCCGAGAGGGUCAGUCCCGCGAGGUACUACGACAGGGGCCACUCCCGGCGCUCCCGGUUCCCGGGGGUGUCCGUUCUGCUCUUCCUGCAGGAAAGCCUGGGCGAGGAGCGGCUGCUGCACGUCCUCGACUCCCUUCAGCGCUGGCCUUGGCAGUGCUACCCCGCCCGGCAGGCCCCGGCCAGGCCGUGCCCUUACAUACUUGCCAACCAGGAAUUCUACAGUCUGGACAGCCAGAUGCCCGUCUGGGGGGUGAGGCAGGUGCACUGUGGCUCGGAGAUCCUGAGGGUGACGCUCUACUGCAGCUUCGACAACUACGAGGACGCCAUCAGGCUCUACGAGAUGAUCCUGCAGAGAGAAGCCACCUUGCAAAAGAGCAGCGUCUGCUUCUUUGUGCUCUACGCCACCGAGGGCUUUGCUCUGCAGCUCUCCCUGAAGCAGCUGCCCCUCGGGGUGUCGGUGGACCCCAAGGAGUCCUCGGUGCUGCAGUUCAGAGUUCAAGAGAUCGGCCAGUUGGUUCCUCUGCUGCCCCAUCCGUGUGUCCCCAUCAGCCACACCAGGUGGCAGACGCAGGACUAUGAUGGCAACAAGAUUCUGCUUCAGGUCCAGCUGAGUCCCGGACUUGGUGUUAGGAAUGGUGAACUUUCCUAUAUGAAUGGAACUUCAGGAGCUGAGGUGCUACCUCACGGCUCCAGGCUGAACCCUGUCUCAGCAGCAAGGACCCUCGAGCCCAGAAGCCGAAGAAGCCGGGGCAGGAGGUUCAAGGUUAGUUCUGUAGAGCUCCCUGAGCCCAGGGGGCACCCAGCAUCAGCCGGCUCUAAGAACACGUCAUGGAGAAGUCCUGGCUGCGCACCCCAUGCCUUCACCCAGAUGCAUCUGCCUUCUCACCACCUGGAAAGUGGAGUCAAAACGAAGGUCCUCCACAGGGAGAACAGCUUCGAGAGGCUGGAGGCGGAGACAAAUGUGGACACGGGGUUCACAGUGGUCAGUUCUGAACCGGGACAAUCUUUUCUGAGAAGAUUUCCCAGGGGUCUUUGCGCCAGCCAGCCGCCAUCUCACGUGCCAGCCUCCUCCCUAGGAGACGAUGUCUCCCAACACAACGGCACCAUUAAGGAAAGGGCCGGUAAUCUGUCACUUCCUGGCCAGAGGGAGCUGGGUACAAGGAAGAUCACCCCCCAAUACCCCCAUCACCUGUCAGCCCAGAGCGAAGAAAAACAAGAGGAGGAAUUCUUUAUAUAG